Molecule: messenger RNA, 374 nt
Organism: Chanos chanos (milkfish)
Lineage: Eukaryota; Metazoa; Chordata; Actinopteri; Gonorynchiformes; Chanidae
Gene: ndufa3
Product: NADH:ubiquinone oxidoreductase subunit A3
Exons: 4
Coding region: 14-268 (84 amino acids)
Cellular component (GO): respiratory chain complex I; mitochondrial inner membrane
Source: RefSeq, a predicted model, not a curated record
UACAGAAAGAAACAUGGCGGGCCGGGUAGGAGCGAUUCUGAAGAACGUUUGGAACAAGGAGCCCGUAGUCACGGCUGCGUGUGCCCUGGGGGCUUUAGCACUUGUUGUUCCAUUUGUUAGUCCUGUCACAAAAUACGCAGGCAUGAUAAACCAGGCGACCCCAUACAAUUACCCAGUUCCGGUUCGGGACGACGGCAACGUGCCCGAUAUUCCGUCUCAUCCGUGUGAUCCUCAGGGACACAAUCUGAACUGGCUGAAGAAUUUGUGAAGGAUCCUUGAGCCCGCUGUACAGAUCACAACCGCAUGUCUUCUCUCCUCCCCUCCCUCCCUCUGACUCUUCUAAACAGAGAUCGACCAAUAAUAAAGCUUCUUUA